AUGCAUUCCCCCUUAUUCUUCCGUCACCAUUUUGCUCUCUUCAGACGAAAUUUCGAAGACGGCUGGGAACGGGAUGGCGCUUCAUUGGCGGUGUUCAUCAACGGCUCGAAAGUUAUCGACUUAUGGGGUGGUUAUGCAGAUCAGCAAGCAGGACGAAAGUGGAAGCAGGACACGAUGACGAUUACUUUUUCCACGACGAAAGCAGUAGCGGCUGUCUGUGUAGCGAUGCUGGUUGAACGAGGACGACUCCACUACGACGACCUCAUAUCCACUUAUUGGCCUGGUUUUGCCAAACAUGGAAAAGGCAAUAUUACUGUUCAAAUGGCGCUUUCUCAUGAGGCAGGUCUUGGCUACCUGGACACACCAAUCACUGAAGAAAUUGCAGCCGAUCAUAAUAAAAUCAGAGAGAUUCUGGAAAAUGAAAAACCCAAAUGGGAACCCGGAAGGAGGAAUGGUUACCAUCCAUACACAUUUGGAUGGAUUGUAGACCAAAUAAUCCGACAUGCCGAUGAGAAGCAUCGCGGUAUCGGGCAGUUUCUUCGAGAGGAAAUCGCUGAGCCGUAUGAAAUCGACUACCAUAUUGGGUUGCCACUGGAACAUGAAUAUCGUGUGGCACGGAUCACGGUGCCGACAAUGUGGGAACGAUUAAGUGAAGUAUUCUAUGACUGGCGGGUCUCCUGGUACUUCUUGGCGCUGUGGAAACUGGCUCGGGAUACACCAUUGUCUCGAGCUGUCAACAACCCAUCAUGGCUGCAGGCUGUAGCCGAGUGUACGGUGAAUAAUCCGGAGUAUCACCGGCUUGAACAAGCUGCAGCUCUCGGUAUUGGGAAUGCAAGAUCGCUAGCGACACUGUUCAAUCUCGUGGCCACAAAAAAGCUGCUCAGUGAAGAGAUGCUCAAUCGCUUACAGCAUCACUACAAUAAUGACACUGAUGUGAUUUUUGAUGAUACGAUUGCUAAAGGACAUGGUUUCCUUUAUCUUCCUCUACAUCGUGCUGGGACAGAAUUCCUCGUCGGACACACUGGCCAUGGUUGUCAACAAGUGGUUUACGAUUUGAAGAACAAGGUUUCCAUAGCAUAUGUGAAUAACGGGUUAAAGACCGGUCUCUACGAUUUGUGCAGGACUUAUAGUCGACUUCAAGAUUCUAUAUAUGAUAUUAUUGAAGAGCAGCUUCAAAAUCGAAAUAUACUCACUUAA
Molecule: messenger RNA, 1197 nt
Organism: Haemonchus placei
Lineage: Eukaryota; Metazoa; Nematoda; Chromadorea; Rhabditida; Trichostrongylidae
Source: the annotation of a GenBank genome assembly